AUGGCUGAAAAAUAACAUAAAGUCUUUUAUCGAAACCACAUAUUGGUUGUACCAACCAGAAAUCUAGAUUUGCAACACAGGCAUUUUAUGUUGGAUAUCAUGAACAUUCUUCCACAUUCUAAAAAAACAAAUAAAAUCAAAUAUGAAUAGCUGAGAUAAGUUAUUCCUUCCCUUUGUGAAAAUCAUAAAUGUAAUUCAUUUAUAGUUUUCCACACAAUAUAAAAUUAGCUUAUCUUAGUUUUCGGUUCAUAUCCAUCAGGACCUACAGUUAAAUUCUCUGUUCUUAAUAUUACAACUAUCAAAGAUCUAUAAUUGGCCGGCAAUUUUUCAAAAAAGGGCAGAGUUCUCCUUUAAUUUGAUCAAAGAUUUAAUAAUAUCACUAAAUACAAAUUACUCAAAGAAAUAAUAACUCUACUGUUCAAUGUUUCUUAAGCUAGAUUUACUGAUAAUUAUAUUGAUAGAAUCUUUACUUUUACUACUGAGGGUGAAGCACAAAAUAGAAUUUGGUUUAGAUAAUUUGAAAUUUUUUGA
Molecule: messenger RNA, 531 nt
Organism: Paramecium tetraurelia
Lineage: Eukaryota; Ciliophora; Oligohymenophorea; Peniculida; Parameciidae
Exons: 3
Biological process (GO): ribosomal large subunit assembly; rRNA processing
Cellular component (GO): nucleolus
Molecular function (GO): rRNA binding
Source: RefSeq, a predicted model, not a curated record